AUGGCUACCACAACUGAGACUGUCACUCUUUCAUACAUCCAAGCGCCGGAGACGUCAGCGUCCUUGGACUGGGCCGAUCUAGUCGCCCUCGACCUUUCUAAAUUCGACCAGCCGGCGGGUAAGCAUGAGCUGGCAGCCGAGCUAUCGACUGCUAUUGAGAAGAUUGGCUUCUUCUAUGUCAUAAACCACGGCCUGAGCAGAGAAGACAUCGAUACACAGUUCGCCCUCGCGUCAUCCGUCCUCGGGCUCUCAGAUGUGGAAAAGACACCCUAUCGAGCGGCACUCGAAGCCGGCGACUACAACGGCUGGAAGCCCGCCGGUACGCGGGAGCUGAUCCCGGGGGUGCGCGACAAUUUUGAGAUUUACAAUAUUCCCAAGUUCAUCCCGGAACACGCCGAUCGACCGCACCCUGAAGUUGUGAAGGAACACUGGGCGACCAUCGAGAGGUUUUCGAGGCAUGUGCAUGACCAUAUUGUCAAGAAGCUGUUGGUCAUCUUUGCCCUGGCGCUAGGACUGGAAGACGAGGAGUGGUUCGUGAAGAAGCAUCGGUAUGAGAAGAGCAGCGGGGACCAUCUCAGGUACAUGAAGUAUUAUGCGAGGAGCGAAGAGGAGAAUGAGAAGCUUGACCGGGUAUGGCUGAAAGGACACUCCGACAUGGGCAGCUUGACCCUCCUCUUCCGCCAACCAGUCGCCGCCCUCCAAGUCCUCACAAACGAGGGCACCUGGAAAUGGGUGCGGCCCCAGACCGACGCCUUGACAGUCAACAUCGCCGACGCACUGCAAUUCCUCACAAACGGCUACCUCAAAUCCAGCAUCCACCGCGUCGUCGCCCCGCCGCGGGACCAAGCACACAUCAACCGCCUGGGCGUGAUCUACAUGGUGCGCAUCGAGGACGACACGGAGCUCGUCCCGAUCAGGGAGUCCCCUGUCCUGCAGCGGCGCGGCCUCGCGGACGGGGCCGUGCUGGGCGCCGACGGGAAGCCUGUCACGGCCGGGGAAUGGGUCCGGGAGCGCAUCAUCAAGAACCUGGGCAGCACGAGCUCGGCGGCCGGCGACAACGCGGUCAACGACCUCGAGGUCAUCAAGGGCGUCAAGAUGAGGUACUUUGACUGA
This is a messenger RNA of Colletotrichum chrysophilum, 1113 nucleotides long. RefSeq lists its product as uncharacterized. The transcript has 4 exons. The record is from RefSeq and is a predicted model, not a curated record. Gene Ontology annotation, molecular function: dioxygenase activity. Lineage: Eukaryota; Fungi; Ascomycota; Sordariomycetes; Glomerellales; Glomerellaceae. The coding region runs from base 1 to 1113 and encodes 370 amino acids.